Messenger RNA from Brachypodium distachyon (stiff brome), 1406 nucleotides. Its product is annotated as serine/arginine-rich splicing factor RS2Z32. Bases 371 to 1198 code for a protein of 275 amino acids. The transcript is spliced from 6 exons. Gene Ontology annotation, molecular function: mRNA binding; zinc ion binding. Gene Ontology annotation, cellular component: nuclear speck. Gene Ontology annotation, biological process: mRNA splicing, via spliceosome. NCBI's taxonomy places the organism in Eukaryota, Viridiplantae, Streptophyta, Magnoliopsida, Poales, Poaceae. The record is from RefSeq and is a predicted model, not a curated record.
GUGCAGAAUGCCUCGCUACGAUGAGCGCGAUCGAUACGGCGGCAACACUAGGCUGUACGUGGGUCGUCUCUCCUCGCGUACCCGGUCCAGGGACCUGGAAGACCUCUUCGGCAGAUAUGGGAGGUUUUGGGGGCAUACCCAACCUCGGUGUCCAUGGUGAGAGGGUGCCCUUGGUGGAAUUGGUGGCUAUUCUCGCAAAGUUUCUAGCUGACUUUGGCGAAUCUUUUGAUAAAAACUGUGUCCUGUUUUAUUGGAAAUCACAAUCAUGACUGGUGUUUAGUUCGUUCUGACUGGUGAUACAUUUCUCUACUUGCAUCUUGAUGGUGUUACUGUUUCUGGAAACCAUUUGCGCAGAGUGCGAUAUGUGGAUAUGAAGCAUGAGUUUGCAUUUGUUGAGUUCAGUGAUCCCAGGGAUGCUGAUGAUGCAAGGUACAACCUUGAUGGCCGUGACUUUGAUGGAAGCCGCAUGAUUGUAGAGUUUGCUAAAGGGGUUCCACGUGGCCAAGGAGGGUCACGUGACCGUGACCGCGGUGGUGACCGUGAAUAUAUGGGUCGAGGGCCCCCUCCUGGUUCUGGCCGCUGCUUUAACUGUGGUAUUGAUGGGCACUGGGCUCGUGACUGCAAAGCUGGUGACUGGAAAAACAGGUGCUACCGUUGUGGUGAUAGUGGCCACAUAGAAAGGGACUGUCAGAACAGCCCUAAGAACCUCAGGCGUGGGAAAAGUUACUCAAGAUCUCCAUCUCCUCGCCGUGGAAGGGUCCGUGAUAGGAGCUACAGCAGGAGCCGCAGCAGGAGCUACAGCCGCUCACUUUCUCCAAGGAGGGAUGAAAGGAGAUCAAGGAGCCCCCGUGAUAGCCGCAGCCCAAGGAGGAGUCCCCGUGACAGCCGCAGCCCUAUGAAGAGCCCCUGUGACAGCCGCAGCCCUGUGAAGAGCCCCCGUGACAGCCGCAGCCCUGUGAGGAGCCCUUCACCUGCUAAGGGGAGGGCCAGGAGCCCCACCCCUAAUGGCAGCAGGAGCCCUGCACCAAGGGGAAAUAGCAGGAGCCCAAUGAGGGCUGACAGCCCUAGCCCAGCUGACCGUGAGCGCCGUGACGUCAGUCCAGCUGCCAAUGGUCGUAGCCCUAGCCCAAGAGAUGAUGAAGACAAUGGCAACCACCGCGCUUCGCCCGGUGGAAGUGCAUCCCCUGGUGGGGGUUAAUGGAUGGAUCAAAUGCUCGCUGUGUUCAUGAAACUUUGCAAACAUGUUGAAGAAAGACUUGCCUGUAUGGCUGUAUGGAUUUGAUUUUCAGUGUGUACUCUAUUUGGUAUUGAUACUCCUGUAGACCAUAAUAUCUGUUUGUUGUACUAAGUGCACAUGGAAUCAUUUUUGAGUAAUCUUGUGUGUUGAACUGGUUAUCUGUCGUCAA